Messenger RNA from Fonticula alba, 3827 nucleotides. RefSeq lists its product as hypothetical. Gene Ontology annotation, biological process: transcription by RNA polymerase III. Gene Ontology annotation, molecular function: protein binding. The coding region runs from base 68 to 3685 and encodes 1205 amino acids. The record is from RefSeq and is a predicted model, not a curated record. NCBI's taxonomy places the organism in Eukaryota, Rotosphaerida, Fonticulaceae. The transcript is spliced from 5 exons. Gene Ontology annotation, cellular component: transcription factor TFIIIC complex.
CUCCCUCCCUCUCUCUCUCUCUCGCCCCUUCCCCUCUCGUGACCCCCCCUCGCGGUAUCUUGCGCAAAUGCCCCCUCGGCAUGCCCCGCCGGAGGUCCUCUCCCCGAGGAUCGCUCCCGAGCCGGAGAGUGAGAUCUCCUCCGGAGAUGACUCUUCCGAAUUUGAUGACGCCAACAGCGAGCCGCUCGCCCUGGCACCCGAGCUACCGACGCUCACCCUCACUCAGAUCACCCUUCCCCCGGGAGAGGCGAAACCGACUCCGCCGAAGCGCCCCCGCGUGGGCGAUGGCGGCAUUACCCUCCCCUCACGCAUGUCCCAGCUCCACCGGCUGAUGACCAGCGCCGCCGAGCUGGACAGCGCCGGGGCUGCUGCGACUGCGGCCGCCGCGGCCGCCAUCGCCGUCGACGCCCCGGCCGAGGACCGUGUGGCCCUCAUCGCCGACCUGGCCAAGCGUCAGGAGCCACGUCGCGGCCGGCCUGGCCUCGGCCUCCCGGGUACCGGGUCGCUGGGGCCCCCAGGACGAGUCCCCACACCUGGGCGCAGCUCCGGGCGCCGCCGCAAGGAGCGUAGUGGUCGCCGGCGCAUUGGCGAGAUCCCAGCACACAUGACCGACAUCAUGGGGCAGGCCAACCUGGCAUACAUCAACAAUGACUUCCAAAAGGCGACGCUGCUCCUGUGGCAGGUCAUCCGCGAGGCGCCCCAGGCCCUGUCGCCGUACCAGACCCUGGGGUCCAUCUCGGACGCCCAAAACGACCCGGCCCGAGCGCUGCAGUUCUACCUCAUCGCGGCCCAUCUGUCCCGCCGGGAUCCCGACAUGUGGCGCCGGGUGGGCAUCAUGAGCUAUGAACAGGGCCAGGCCGACCAGGCGCUGUAUUGCUUCUCGCGAACCCUCGGCCUCCGGCCCAAGGACCCGGAUGCCCUGUGGUAUCGGGCCCAGUUGCAGGCCGAGCGCGGCGACCCCCGCCGCGCCAUCGAGUCCUACCGGCAGCUGAUUGACUCGCUGGAGGAGCACCGCCGCGCGUUGGAAGCCCUCCCCUCGAUCGAGGCCCUCAGCCAACUGGGCGGCGCCCGACGCAGCAAGAUCGCCGGAGAUGGGCGCCUCGCCGGGGGCCCGGGCGGCCGCGCGUCCGGCUACGGCCCCUACCAUGGCAGCGAUGAUGAGGAGGACCAGGAUGAGAAGGAGGUGACGGCGGCGGCCGCGGCGGCCGCGGCCGCGGCCGUGUCCAUCCCCGCCGGCUCCGAGCUCCUGGUGGCCCGGGAGCUGGUGCGCCUGUACACCAAGACCAAUCAGCUGCCCGCGGCGGUCCGCCAGUAUGAGGCGGCCUUUGUGACGCAGCGCCAGCGCGCCGCCACUCGGUACACUCUGGAGGACCACCAGCAGCGCAUGGUCCUGCUGACCCAGCUGGGCCUCGGGGACUUUGAGUCCGAACCGAUGCCGGCCCCGGUGGAGCUCAACCUGUCGGAUGCCAACAUGCUGUGCGAGCUAUACAUCAUGCUGCGGCGCUUUUCGCGGGUGGUGCGCAUCAUCGAGAUGUUCGCCCUCCCCUAUGCCCAGGCGGAGAUCCGGGCCGAGCGGUCUCUCGCCGGUGACACGAGCCCCGGCCCGGAUCCGGGCGAUCUGUCGGUCCUCCCCCUGGAGCUGCUGGUGAAGCUGGCCCAGGCCAAGAUCAAGCUCCAUAAGCCGCAAGAGGCCACGGCCAUCUUGGACAUGGUGAAGUUGGACAACUUCAGCACCUACAGCGACAUCUACCUGGAAAUUGCGGACGCCUAUUUCGAUCUGUCCCUCUGGUCCAAGGCCGAGGCCAUCUAUGAGCAGAUCUUGGAAAUUGAUCAGUAUGACUCGGUUCCGGUGUGGCUUCGGCUGGCAUAUUGCCACUUGAAUGCCAACAACGCACCACGCGCCAUCGAGCUCUAUGAGGAUGCGCUGCGCGUGGAGCCCAUGCGCAUGCAGCUGCACUUGAUCUUGGCCCGGCUGAAAGACUCGGUCGCCUCCGGGGCCGGGAUUCCCGACGGCCGGCCCCUUCGACAGGAUAUCAUCGACGCGGCGGCCAUGAACUGGCGCAGCACCGGCAGCCAACUGGCCAGCGAGGGGGAUUCCUCGACCGGUGGCCCGGGCUCCGGGGCCGGUGGCGACCAUGGGCCCGGGGGCGCGGCUUCGUCGCACGCCGGGCCUCGCGCUCGUCGGGCGGCCCUGCUGAAUUGCUACUCGACGCCCAUCAGCCCGGCGCAGCAGCGCAGCGUGGCCGCGGCAUCGGCCCUGCUUGGGGAGUGCUAUCGUCGGGUGCUGCGAGCCCAUGGGACCCUGGAGUCCGGGUCGGUGGCCGGGUCGCGUGUCGGCGCAGACAUCGGCGAUCCGACCGGCGCCGGGCAGUGGACCAAUGCGCCGCGCGAUCCCGCGGCCUUUUUGGCCGCGUGUGACCGGCUGUUUGACCGCCUGCGCGAGGCGGCCCUCGAAUUUGAUCCCCAUGCCCCGGAGGACUCGCGUGCCGGGCUGUCUCACCAGCUUUCCGCCGGGUCCGGCACGGGCCCCGGGGAGGCCCUCAGCCAGCGUCACCUGUCACGCCUGGCCGAUGGCGGCAUUCCCGGGGAAAUGUGGCUUCGCUUGACCGCCCAGUACAUGGACUGCCAGCUGCGGGCCGGCCGGCCGGACCGAGCUCUGCACGCGGUCCAACUCCUGGAAGCCAGUAAUGUGCUGGGCCGGACGCCGGGCCGCCAGCAGCGCCUGCGCCUGUUGCAGUUGGCCGCCGGCGUGUGGGCCGGGGACUUGCGCUUUGCGCUGGACAGCACCCGGUGGUUCUUCUCCGGCAAGGAGGCCGAACGCCCGCGCGUGGAGGCCGCCGUCAACCUGUGGCACGUGGCAUGCGCCGCUGGGCCGACCGCCGCGCGUACACUCAGCGACACGGUGGUCUUCCGGUUUGUGCAGCGCCUCCUGCAGUCGGAGCUCAGUCGCGACCGGACCCCGGCCCUGCACCUGAUGGCCGGGCACCAGAUGCUGGCGAAGCGCUCCCUCGGCCUGGCCCUCAUGUACUACACCCAGGCCUUGACCAUUCGUCCGCAUCUGCCCCUGACGAAUCUCUGCCUGGCUGUGGUCCUGCUCGAGCGGUCCAUGCAGCGCAUCGCCACCAAUCGCCACAUGCUCCUCCUUCAGGCAUUCACCUUCUUCUAUCGGUAUGCGGAGCUCCGGACCCGGUCCGGCACCCUGGGUCCCCCGGGCGAUGGGCUUCCCACCCCGGGGCAAGAGGCGCAGCCCGAGCAUGCGCCAGCCCCCCAGUCCCCGCAGGACCCGGGGCCCAUGGCCACCUUGGCGGCCCCCGGGCUCGGGGGAACACCCCCGAUGGCCGGCGCUCCGCCGGCCAUGCCCGACAUGCCGGCCAUCCUGGCCCGGUCCUUCGAUCGGCAAUUGGACAUGCUGCUGCCGGAUGACUCGGCUGGGCUUGGGAGUUCGGCGGUCGUCCGAUCGCAGGAGGCUUUCUACAAUCUCGGCCGCGCGUAUCAGCAUGUUGGCCUCAACUAUUUGGCCAUUCCGUGCUACCUGCGUGCGCUGGGUCUCUCUUCGGAGUAUGAGCGCGUGCAGUACGACUCGGAUCUGCGCUACGAGGCGGCCUACAAUCUGCACUUGAUCUACGUGCACCAAGGGAACUGGGCCCAGGCCGCCACCAUCAUGGACCAAUAUUUGGUCAUCUAGGCGGCCCCGGCGGGGGUGAUCUCGGCGACGUCGCCGGAGCCUCGGUCCCCCUGGUGUGUCGGCGGAUGAUCAUCGCCGCCCGCCACGGCAACGGGCGUGUCUCCACGCCCGGCAGGAAUAAAUGGGAAACCGGCAUGCGCGA